Rodentolepis nana is the source of this 4077-nucleotide messenger RNA. The record is from the annotation of a GenBank genome assembly. NCBI's taxonomy places the organism in Eukaryota, Metazoa, Platyhelminthes, Cestoda, Cyclophyllidea, Hymenolepididae.
AUGAUCAGGCUAAAGCUAGCAACUUUGCUGGUUUUGAUCGUGAUCACAACAACAACUAUAAUCAUAGCCGAUGGAGGGAACGAAUGUCCAGGAGAUGUGACAACUGAAGUUUGCCGAAACGGAAAGCGUCUUCUUAUAACCAAGAGUAGCACCCGAAAUACCGAUGGGAUCUGUGAAAAAUCCUUCAGCGAACAAGAACUACCAGAUCAAGUGUGUCCACUUCCAACCCUUCUCAAAGCCUCACCUUGUUCACCCGAAGGUAAAAUGACAGAGGUCUACGAAGUUUACGAAAAACGCGACUGCAAAUGCGAGAAGUUGAUCAGGAGCCUUCAGAAAGCUUGUCCAUGUAAACCUUGCGAGACAAUCCGAGGUGGCUGUGAUCCAAAAACAAAAACCGAAGAAAUUGUGGAAAUCUGCUACCGCCACGUGGGCGAUGAUAGACGUUGUGAAGCUGUUCGAGAAGUCAAAUAUGUGCCUUGCGGUGAUUGUCCGGACAAAUUUGAGAGAAAAGAGCUACCGUGUGAUUACUGCAAGGGCAGAAGGGAAGUGGUGCUUGUAAAGCAAUUCCGGGAGGAGGAAGGCCAAAGGAGAUGCCUUGUUCUCGAGGAGAGGACGAAUGAACCAUGCGAAUGCAAACAAGGAAGUUCAACAAUGACUGUAUGCGUCGACAACAAUUCCCUUAUGCGAAGAAUGCAGCAUACACGUCAAAUUUCCUGCGACAAGUGUGAAACUAAAUCAGUUGAUGUACUGGAGAAGGAAAUAAAUUGUCGUGGUGAGGCUAGAAUCAAUAAGCAAUGUAUUCAAGAUCCAGCAACUGGAAUUGGCCACCGAGAGAUCCACAUUGUCAGCGAACUACCAGUAAAUUGUACAUGUUCGAGAUCCGUUCGAGUGACGAAAGAAAUUUGUGAUUGUCCAAAAGGAGUAAAGAAAGAGACUGUUUGUAAUGGUCAUACAAACAAAAUGAUUGUGAAAACGCUACGCUAUCGUCUCCAAAAGGGACGUUGUAUUCCAAUUGUUCAGCUUAAACAGCUUCCACCACAAAACUGUCCCCCAGAAAAUGAAACUAUGGUGGAUACAAGAAGUGAUAUUGAAGAAAUGUGUGAUCCGCAGAGUUGCCAGCGAUAUCUUCUUAAUCGUGAAUGGCAGUUGGAUGGUUGUGAGUGUCGAAAGGUGGAAAAUAAGAUUGCAGCGGGAAAAUGCUGCUGUCCAAAAGCAGAAAUCAAGGCUUCCCCUUGUGUUGGAAAUCAACGAUCAAUUCAGAAGUUCACUUACAGUCUGGUAAAUGGACAGUGUUUGCAACACAUCGCGAACAAAGUGGAGGCUUGUAGAAGUGACUUGUAUGAUUCAACUCGUGUUUACUGCGAUGAAGUUUUGGGAGCAAAGGUCUACGAGACUGCCACGUACCGACGAUUGGCCGAUGGAACACUAGAAACUAUCCAGAAAAGAACGAUCCCUGUUGUUUGCAAUGAAACUUACAUUGAGGGUACUGGCGAAUGCAAAUCGGAUCCUUCUACCGGUCUGAUGGUUCGAACAGCAGUAAUUAUGAGUAGUGACCGGGAGAGAGGCUGUGAUUGCUCCCCUCCAAAAGCUCGGAUAAUCAGCACUGCCUGCGAAUGCAUCGAUAUUGAGACUGGGGAAGUAAAACGACUGAAAACUGGAGGGUUCAAGGAGGAAGUUCCAUGCUCUCCUGAAUGCACGGCACAAAGCGAACUCUGUGGAAGUCAGGCUUGCAAGCAUAAGACUCGAUGGUAUCGGCUAGUGCAUUUAAAGGGAUCUGAUAGUGGAGGAGAAACUAUUCCUAAAUGCCAAAGAGAGUUAAUCAGGGAAAUUACUUCAGAUUGCUGUUGUCCACCCGACUCUGAAACCACUCGUACUUGUGAUGCAAACGGUGGAAGCGUUAAGUGGCAACUCAGUCAAACCAAAUACUUAUUGGAAGGAGGUCAGUGUACACCCCAUGAAAUCCUCUGGCAAGAACCAAUAAACUGCACUGAAGGUCUUGUCGAUCAGAGGCGAGGUCCAAAACUUCCAAAUGGACUUCAAGAGGUCCGACUGGUUUUCGAGACCCUUGUUGGAUGCAAGUGCAUUCAGGGGGUUAAAAAUCUUCAAUGCCCAUGGCGCUGUCCUGAAUCGACCCAGCAUGUAUAUUGUGAUAUGGCGAUGGGCGGGGAGUCAGUCUUAGAGACUACACGAUACAAUCUUAUCGGGUGUACUUGUCAAAAGCAAGUUCAUAGAAAACGAAGCAAAAUCACGUGUCCCACCUAUUCCGAAGUUGUUUCUCGAAACUGUUCCACUAGCACCGGAGAACAAACAAUAAUUAAGAAGAAAAUGAUUCAAGAUGGAUGCUCCUGCAAAGUGGUAAAUGAAGUUUCGCAUGAACGUUGCGGAUGUCCACCUGAUCGCAGAGGUGUAUCUGUCUGCAAUCCACUGACUAAUGAAGUUGAAAUACAAAUUAUUAAAUCACUUCUUCUUGAUGGAAAAUGUGAAGAGGUCGUCGAGAUUGAAAAACAACCGACCCAAUGUGCCAAUAAAGAGGUGUUAAAACAACCGUAUAUGCGUUGUAAUAAACAGACCCGACAAGGUGAACUUGUAAGGUCUGUGUGGCGUCCACAUGACUGUAAAUGUGUUCAAGAGGAAGAGGUUUUGAAACGGGGUCAAUGCGAAUGCGGCGCUCCAACUAGACAUACAGAUUGCGAUUCGGAUCGAGGAAUGAAAAUCCACCACGUUACAUCCUACAAACUAGACGAAGGUUCACUGGACUGUGUGGCUAAUACCACAAUUGAAGAAGAACCCUUCUCUUGUCCCAAAACGGAGACCAUUUAUACUCCAUGUGAUCCCACAAAAGGCGAGAGGAAAAUAAUCACUGUGAUGUAUUUGCCAGACAAUUGUAUGUGCAAACGGCAAGAAGAGGAGCGUAUUGUUUCAUGCCACUGUCCACAUAAUAAAAUUGUAUUCAGUGAACCUGUCUGCAAUGCUAUAAGGCAGGAAUUAUCAAUGGAAGGCAAAGUUCAGGAGUGGCGGGAUGAUCUUAACAAGUGUGUGGAUGUUGUUCAUCAUUUGACCUAUCCUCAUGUUUGCAAUCCAAGGGUGCAGUUCGUUACUUCACCUUGCAAGAACGGCACAAUGGAGGUUAAGAAGAUCACCCAAGAGAGUGACCCAAAUGGCUGCAAAUGCAUUAAAAAUACAACAAUCAGCCAAGUUGAUUGUCGAUGCCCGCCAAAGAAGCUAACUCUUGGGAACUGCGAUUCAGGCGAGGAGACACAAACUGUAGCAUAUCUAGAGAGAGACUGGGAUCUGAAACGUGGGAAGUGCAUAUUUACCAAUCGAUACGAGGAGAAGCUUGUUUGUUACUGUCCAACUGCCACAGAACAGACAUCUUGCGUUAAUGGAAUGAUGGAAACCAGACGAAUUCGCCACGAACCUUACAAAGAUCGCCUGGGCUGUAAACGCGUGACGGAGGUUCAGCGUUGGGCACCAACUUGCUUAUCCAAUAACAAGCUAGAAGAGUUUGGACAGUGUGAUCCUACAACUUGUCGACGACGUCUUAGUAUCUACACUCAGGUUUACAAUGCUUCAACUUGUGGUUGUGACAGGAAACUCAAGGAGAUAAAGGAAUGCUCGUGCUGUGGCUGCCCAGAGAAAAAGAUUUCGCUUAGCUGCCAUAAUGGCACUGGUUGGAUUGUCCGAUCAGACUAUUAUGUCCCGAGGGUCAACGGGUGUGGACAUACCUGCCAAAAACGAACGACGAUGACUCAUCAACCGAUACAAUGCACCUUAUCAGCAAGUGAGGCAGAACCCGGGUGGUCUGAAUGUGAUAGGUCGACGUGCUUGCAAGAACUAUUCUCUUUCGAAUUUUCACCAGUUAAUUGCAAAUGCGAAAGGAGAAGACGAAUUCUUCGAACCAGACCGUGUUGCUGUAACAAGAAACCAGAAGAAAGUGAGCGUUGCCACAAUGGAACCCUACUUCGAGUCCUGAAAACAUUUAAUUUGGUCAAUCAACGGUGCAAAGAGGACAUUCGGUAUCUGGCUAAACAAUCAGGCAAGAAUUAUUUUAAUUAUCGUGUUCGGCUUAUCAUAUGA